AUGCCGGCCCCAACGCGCAUCACACGACCGGUGGUGGAGCCCAGCAAGGGGCAAGGAAUCGGGCUGGCGACAGUGACGGUCACCGGCAAAACGACGCUCCAUCAGUCGAGGACCCGAUUCCUGCCGGUGGAGUUCGAUCGGCAUGGCAAAGCUACUCUCAAACCGGACCCGCUCCGGCCGACGAGCGUUCAGGAUUUCUACAAACUGCGCGACGAGUGCCUGCGCCGUGGCACCCUCUUCGAGGAUCCCGAAUUCCCGGCCGACGAUUCGUCCCUCAACGUGACGCGCCUGACCAGCCGCUCGAGUCAGUUCAAAUGGAUGCGCCCACGGGAACUAAAUCCGGGUGCCGUCUUCUCGUCCGAUGGCUUCUCGCGGUUCGACAUCCAGCAGGGCCUGCUCGGUGACUGCUGGCUGCUGGCGGCGGCCGCCAAUCUGACCGUGCAUCCGGUCCUGUUCCAUCGUGUCGUCCCGGACGAUAACGAUGGGCUGGAUGGGAACGCGCGUUACGCCGGUAUCUUCCACUUCCGCUUCUGGCGCUUCGGCCAGUGGUACGACGUGGUGGUGGACGACCGUCUGCCGACACUCCACGGUCAGCUGGCGUACAUCAAGUCGUCGGCGAAGAACGAGUUCUGGAGUGCACUGCUUGAAAAAGCGUAUGCCAAGCUGUUCGGAUCGUACGAAGCACUCAGCGGUGGAACGGCCAGCGAAGCGAUGGAGGAUUUUACCGGUGGCCUAACGGAGGGCUACGAGAUGAAGGGCGCUCCGAAGGAUCUGUUCGAGAGGAUCGAGAAGGGGUGCGCCAACCUCGCCAUGUUUGCCUGCAGCAUCGAGGCUGGUGCCGGGGAGAUGGAACAGGAGACAGCGCAAGGGCUGGUGAAGGGCCACGCGUACUCGAUCACCAAGGCGCAGGCGGUGGACAUAGAAACGCCCCGGGUGAAGGGCAAGAUCCAGCUGCUCCGUCUGCGCAAUCCGUGGGGCAACGAGAACGAGUGGAACGGCGCGUGGUCGGACAAGAGUGCCGAGUGGGGCUUCAUCAAGGAGGAGACGAAGCGUGCGAUUGGCCUCACGUUCGAGGUGGACGGUGAGUUCUGGAUGUCGUAUCCGGAUUUUGUGAAGUACUUCGAUCGGGUCGAAAUGUGCCACCUCAGUCCGGACUGUCCGAUCGCGCAGCGAGAGGGCCGGUUCGGGUGGCGCCAGUCGUCGUUCGAGGGCGAAUGGGUGAUUGGCAGUACGGCCGGCGGUUGCCGUAAUUUUCUGGAGACGUUUUGGCACAAUCCCCAGUAUGUGAUCCGGCUGGAGGAUCCGGACGAGGACGACGACGAGCAGCAGUGUACACUGAUCGUGUCGUUGAUCCAGAAGAACCGCCGAUCGAAGCGAAACAAGGGCAUCGCCUGUCUGACGAUCGGGUUCGCAUUGUACCGAGUGGAGCCGAGUGACCUGCAGCAAAAACCACUGCCCCGCGACUGGUUCGCUAGCCACCUGAGUGCUGCCAAGUCCACGUUCAUCAACCUGCGCGAGGUGACCUGCCGGUUUCGGCUGCCGCCUGCCACGUACGUCAUCGUGCCCUCAACGUUCGAUCCGAACGAGGAGGGCGAGUUCAUGAUCCGGGUGUUCUCCGAGUGCCCGAGCAAUUUGCAGGAAAACGACAGCCUCAUCAAACUGGACUCGGUACCGACGGUACCGGAUGCUAAAGCAAUGACACCAACGAAACCGUCGAAUGAUUCGACGGUAACCGAUGCGCAGCGAGCGGCCAUGGAACGGCUGUUUGUGGAGGUCGCCGGAGAAGACGCAGAAGUCGAUUGGAUGGAGCUGAAGCUUGUGCUGGAUCGGUGCUUCCGUGAGGACAUUGCCAAGGCGGCCCGGGGCAUCUCGCAAACGUACCAAACUUACGCGGUGCCACCGCAGAAAGACCCGUCCGGCAACUCGGACGCAGCCAGCAUCCGGAACGAAAUCUGUGGCAUGUGGCCGAUGCUGCAAACGUUCUUCCGGAACUUGGCCGGUGGCGAUAACCGCCCCGCGUUAAACGGAGGCACCGCGGCCGGUAUAGAAGCGGACCUAAUGCUUAGCGAAAGUGCCACACAAACGCGCGCUGAUCCCUCGAAUCCGGGCUUCUCGAAGGACGCUUGCCGUGCCAUGGUGGCCAUGCUGGAUGAGGAUGGAUCCGGCAAGCUGGGCCUCAGUGAGUUCCAGAAACUACUAUCGGAGAUCGCGCGCUGGAAGGCCGUCUUCAAGCAGUACGAUCAGGAUCAAAGCGGUCGCAUCAAUCCGUUCGAGUUGCGGGCCGCCCUCCAGUCGGCCGGAUACAGUCUCAACAAUCACAUCAUAAACAUGCUGAUGCACCGGUACGGUUCGCGCGAAGGUGAAAUUUGGUUCGAUGACUUUGUCACCUGUGCCGUCAAGAUCCGCACCAUGUUUGAUGCUUUCCGUGCGAAGGACUUGGGCAACCAGAACGUGGCGCGCUUCACGCUCGAGGAAUGGAUAGCCAAGACAAUUUAUUCUUAGAACGGGAAUUAUGCCGUACUGCCGUAAGACUGCGGGUCCACAAUGCGAGCUUUUGGUGUUUAACGUAUCACUAAUGCACAAACCGGGGAACGGACCCGGAUCCACAGGAUCCGGUUGGGGGACACCAAUUGUUAAGCGUAAUCGUCGAAAUGUGAACCUUUAUUGAAGUACAAGCUUUUACCAACACGCAACU
Messenger RNA from Anopheles bellator, 2695 nucleotides. RefSeq names its product calpain-B-like. The record is from RefSeq and is a predicted model, not a curated record. Gene Ontology annotation, cellular component: cytoplasm. Gene Ontology annotation, molecular function: calcium-dependent cysteine-type endopeptidase activity; calcium ion binding. Bases 1 to 2502 code for a protein of 833 amino acids. The transcript has 6 exons. Gene Ontology annotation, biological process: proteolysis. Lineage: Eukaryota; Metazoa; Arthropoda; Insecta; Diptera; Culicidae.